Molecule: messenger RNA, 1776 nt
Organism: Chenopodium quinoa (quinoa)
Lineage: Eukaryota; Viridiplantae; Streptophyta; Magnoliopsida; Caryophyllales; Amaranthaceae
Product: protein FAR1-RELATED SEQUENCE 7-like
Exons: 4
Coding region: 18-1112 (364 amino acids)
Biological process (GO): regulation of DNA-templated transcription
Molecular function (GO): zinc ion binding
Source: RefSeq, a predicted model, not a curated record
UGUAUAAAAUAAAGGAAAUGUGGUGUCCUGCUUAUUCUAAGAAGUAUUGGUCUGGUGGUAUAUUGUCUUCUCAACGUAGUGAAACUACUAAUAAGUCAGUUUCACAACGUCUUAAUAAGGCUCAAGGUUUAUGUGAUUUUUAUCAUGUUUUUCUUGAUGUCAUUUCUGAGUGGAGAAGUAAGGAAGGUGCAAGAGAUUACAAUACUCUGAGGGGUAAUAGGCACCUAGCUUUUGCUAAUAUUGGUAUAUUAGUUCAUGCAAGAUCAUUGUACACUAUUCAAGCUUAUGUGCUUUUUGAAGAGGAGUUCAUUAGGGGGACAGCUUAUGAUCAUGUUGAUAAUGGUUUGCGUUUUCCAGAAUAUUCAUAUCUUCUUUGGAGGCCUGGGAAGGAUAUAAUUAAGCAUGAAGUUGUUUUUAAUAAGGAAACACAUGCAAUUUGUUGCACAUGCAUGUACUUUAGUGAGACUGGUUUACUUUGUUCUCAUUCUCUUCGAGUAUAUCAUUUGCAUUGUGUGCGUAAUAUUCCACAAGAGUAUAUAAUGAAACGAUGGACAAAGGCUGCCAUGUGUAGUCAUGGUAUUGAAGAACCUACUUUGAGGACAAAUGUUGUGGCUACUAGUGUUUGGAGGUCACAAACAAUCAGAAAGUUUGUUAAGUUGAUAACAAGUUGUCAGAAUUCUUUGAAUGCAAGGGCAGAGGUUGAGUGUUAUUUCAAUCUGUUAAAAGAAAAGGUUGAGAGUAUAUCAGGUGUAAUUGACUUUAGUGAACCUGUUAAAGAGGUUGAAAUUGUUGAUCUUGAGAUCAAGAAUCCUCCAAAAGCUAGGCCUAAAGGUGAGAGGAAUGUAAGGCCUAAGAGUACCUUGGAGAAGCAGUGUAACAAGGCAAAGGGUAAUUUCAAGAGGAAAAAGUCUCUGUACACUCCUUACAAAAGGGGUAUAGGGCAAGCAGUUGUACAGGAACUUGAUGAGAACGGUUGUGCUGUUACUUAUGCUAAUUCUAUUAGUGAUCCCAUUGAAUUGAUUGUUUUGAGCAAUAAACGGGCUCAGGUAAAUUCAAAUGUGCCAAAAAAACAUUUUAUUUAUAUUUUAUUAAUAUUGAUUUUUAUAAUUUAAAAAUAUCGGUCGGCUUAAAAUCAGCCGUUGUAGAAGAAAUUCCUUCUAGUUCUAAGGAAUCAAAUCAUAGUAUUUCCAAUGAUUUUGAUCAGGCUACUGGUGAAAGCUCUCUUUCAUCUAUCAUAUCUAUUGAUGUUGAUAUUUCAUCUAUUGCUAAGGCGAAGGAUUUAAAUCUUGAAGGUGUUUCUGCUGUUCAAGCUCGUUCUAAUGUUGGUGCAAAUAAAGGUGCUUCUGGUGUUAAAACUUACUCUCAAAUUAAUCCAAGAGUUCCAAUUGAUACUAGUGCGUCAACAAAAUCUCCUGUUGUUAUUCAACCUACUGUUCCCAGGAAUGUUCAAAAUCAAACUCAGAAUUGUUCAAACACCAAUCCAGAAAUGAUCAUAUCCAACUCCAGGAAUGUUCAAUCAACAAAUGUUCAAGUUAUUUCUCCUACGAUUCAAAUAAAUGAUCAAGGAUUUCGUGUUCAGAAUGUUCAAGUUACUCCUCCCACAGUUCAAAGAAAUGAUCAAGGUGCUCGUGUUCCAAUUCUUCAAUCAAGAAAUGUUCAAUUAGGUUCUAAAAAGAUUUCUUCUAAGUAUGAUAGGUUGUUAGCCUUUUUUUAUACAAGUGUAGCUAAACGUUUGGCUAAUAAAGAUAAAUAAUUAGUAUUCCAGAACUUUAUAAA